Paecilomyces variotii is the source of this 1558-nucleotide messenger RNA. RefSeq names its product putative gamma tubulin. Gene Ontology annotation, biological process: microtubule nucleation; cytoplasmic microtubule organization; mitotic spindle organization. Gene Ontology annotation, molecular function: structural constituent of cytoskeleton; GTP binding. Bases 79 to 1449 code for a protein of 456 amino acids. Gene Ontology annotation, cellular component: spindle; nucleus; centrosome. NCBI's taxonomy places the organism in Eukaryota, Fungi, Ascomycota, Eurotiomycetes, Eurotiales, Thermoascaceae. The record is from RefSeq and is a predicted model, not a curated record. The transcript is spliced from 8 exons.
UCUCGGCGCGGAAAACGCGCCGCUACGCGUCCAAAGCCCAAUCUCACCCACGAUUUUAAUGACUGCAAUGAAGAUAAGAUGCCUAGGGAAAUCAUAACGAUACAAGCCGGCCAAUGCGGCAACAACGUCGGGAGCCAGUUCUGGCAACAGCUCUGUCUUGAGCAUGGUAUCAACCGAGAUGGAAACCUAGAGGAAUUCGCGACGGAGGGCGGAGAUCGGAAAGAUGUUUUCUUCUAUCAGAGUGAUGACACGCGAUACAUUCCCCGAGCGAUUCUGCUCGAUUUGGAACCUAGGGUAAUCAACAGCAUCCAAAGUGGCUCUUACCGCAAUAUCUAUAAUCCAGAGAACUUCUUCAUCGGCCAACAAGGUAUUGGAGCGGGAAAUAACUGGGCUGCCGGAUAUGCAGCCGGAGAGAUCGUGCAGGAGGAAAUAUUCGAUAUGAUCGAUCGAGAAGCAGACGGAAGUGAUUCAUUAGAGGGCUUCAUGCUGCUACAUUCCAUUGCAGGAGGUACUGGUUCCGGUCUAGGAAGUUUUAUUCUCGAGCGGAUGAAUGAUCGCUUUCCGAAGAAGUUGAUUCAGACUUAUUCGGUGUUUCCGGAUACGCAGUCUGCAGAUGUGGUUGUCAAUCCUUAUAACAGUUUACUGGCGAUGAGACGGUUGACGCAGAAUGCGGAUUCUGUCGUUGUUCUCGACAAUGGUGCGCUUUCCAGGAUAGUCGCAGACAGACUCCAUGUUCAAGAGCCGUCAUUCCAGCAGACUAAUCAGUUGGUCUCAACGGUGAUGUCGGCCUCAACAACCACUCUCCGGUACCCCGGAUAUAUGCACAACGACCUUGUCGGAAUUACUGCCUCUCUCAUCCCCACGCCCCGAACACACUUCCUCAUCACAUCCUAUACUCCAUUUACCGGUGACAAUAUCGAGCAGGCCAAAACUGUUCGAAAGACCACCGUGCUCGAUGUCAUGCGCCGACUUUUACAGCCCAAGAAUCGCAUGGUCUCUAUCACGCCAAGCAAGUCGAGCUGCUACAUCAGCAUUCUCAAUAUCAUUCAAGGCGAGGCCGAUCCGACGGACGUGCACAAAUCCUUGCUUCGUAUUCGAGAGCGUAGACUCGCGUCUUUCAUCCCGUGGGGUCCAGCCAGUAUACAGGUCGCUCUCAGCAAGAAGUCACCGUACAUCCAGCACACGCACCGUGUCAGCGGUCUCAUGCUGGCCAAUCACACAUCUGUCGCGACACUCUUCAAGCGAAUUGUCCAACAAUACGACCGUCUGCGGAAGCGAAAUGCUUUCUUGGAACAGUACAAGAAAGAGGCUCCAUUCGCCGAUGGAUUGGGCGAGUUCGACGAGGCACGAGCUGUCGUGGUCGACUUGGUCGGAGAAUACGAGGCUGCAGAGAGGGAGGAUUAUCUGGAUCCAGACGCAGGAAAAGGCCCUGGGGAGGCUGCGGCCUAAGAUUCUGGAUUUCCUCCCGUGUUCAUUCCAAUUGUGUUUUUCAGUCAUUGGUCCAUCAUGCAGAUAUUCCCCCCCCCCCCCCCCCCCCCCCCUUAUUUUAUUUUAUUUU